Micropterus dolomieu (smallmouth bass) is the source of this 3739-nucleotide messenger RNA. Its product is annotated as synaptotagmin-2-like. Gene Ontology annotation, molecular function: calcium ion binding; syntaxin binding; phosphatidylserine binding. Lineage: Eukaryota; Metazoa; Chordata; Actinopteri; Centrarchiformes; Centrarchidae. The transcript is spliced from 9 exons. The record is from RefSeq and is a predicted model, not a curated record. The coding region runs from base 126 to 1424 and encodes 432 amino acids. Gene Ontology annotation, biological process: regulation of dopamine secretion; synaptic vesicle endocytosis; cellular response to calcium ion. Gene Ontology annotation, cellular component: axon; dense core granule; synaptic vesicle membrane.
CCGGAUCACAACCAGAAUUAUAUUUACACUUUCUGUUUUUGUACGAAAUCAAACAAACAUUUAACAAAUAUUUAACAUGUUAACUACUGAGCUUCAGAGGUUCUGGGACUGUGUGUGCAGCCUAAAUGACGAAGUGGAACUUGUUCAGGCAUCAGACAACACCCAUGGUCGCUGCUAAGCCAACGGGGGCCAGUGCCUUGACUGUGACUCCAGCCCCUGUCGCACUAGUCUCUGCUGAAAACUCCACCGAGCCAGUCAACAAGAAUGAUGCCUUCGACGAGAUCAAAAACAAGUUCCUGAAUGAAAUCGACAAGAUCCCACUGCCGUCCUGGGCCAUCAUUGCCAUUGCCGUGGUCGCUGCUUUACUCAUUCUAACAUGCUGCUUCUGCAUCAUCAAGAAAUGCUGUUGCAAGAAGAAGAAGAACAAGAAGGGCAAGAAGGGGAAGGGUGACAUGGGAAUGAAGAACCUGAAAGGGGGAGAGAAACAACAGGAUGAUGAUGAUGAAGAAGAUGAUGUUGAACCUGGACUCACUGGAGAUGAGAAAGAGGAAGAAGUGAAGGAGAAAGAAAAGCUCGGGAAGCUGCAGUACUCUAUUGAUUAUGACUUCCAGGAGAAUAAGCUCACUGUGGGAAUCCUGCAAGCAGCUGAUCUCCUCUCCAUGGACAGCGGUGGCACCUCUGACCCCUACGUCAAGGUCUUUGUGCUCCCUGACAAAAAGAAGAAGUUUGACACAAAGGUUCACAAGAAAACGCUCAAUCCUGUGUUCAACGAGACCUUUAUCUUCAAGAUUCCAUUCCAAGAGAUGGGAGGGAAGACUCUGGUAAUGUCAGUCUAUGACUUUGAUCGCUUCUCUAAACAUGAUGUCAUUGGAGAGAUUAAAAUACCCAUGAACACCCUUGACCUGGCAAAGCCAAUUGAGGAGUGGAGAGACCUGGACAGCGCAGAUCAAGAAGAGCCGGAAAAGCUGGGUGACAUUUGCAUCUCUCUGCGUUACGUCCCUACUGCUGGCAAACUUACCAUCUGUAUCCUGGAGGCCAAGAACCUGAAGAAAAUGGACGUGGGUGGACUGUCAGAUCCCUACGUAAAAAUUAACCUGCUGCAGAAUGGAAAGAGGCUGAAGAAGAAGAAGACUACGGUGAAGAAGAAUACUUUGAAUCCGUACUACAACGAGUCCUUCAGCUUUGAGAUUCCUCUUGAGCAAAUGCAGAAAAUCCUAGCUGUGAUCACAGUGCUGGAUUAUGACAAGAUUGGCAAGAACGAUGCCAUUGGGAAGAUACUGGUUGGGAGCAAGACCACAGGGGCCGGGCUGAAACACUGGUCCGACAUGCUGGCCAACCCCCGUCGCCCGAUCGCCCAGUGGCAUCCACUGCAGCCAGAGGAGGAGGUGGAUGCUGCUCUCGCAGCCCUAAAUGCCAAGAAGUAAACUCCCACCAGAACACAUCGUCCCCACCUCCACCUACCUACCCAUGCAUUUCCCACCAUUCUCCCCAGGUCCCACAUAUCUGUGUAUAUUCCAGAGGAACACCCUAACUGUACAUCUGCUCCCUCCACCCCCACCUCCUCUCCCUCCGCCACCUUUCAAAAGAUCCAUAGAUACCAUUCAACAUGAUGGGAAAUAUAGUUUAAAAAAAAGCAUCAUGUUAUAUGAAUUCAUGUCAUUGAAAAAAGAAGAUAACUUACAGGAUGGACAGAUACUCCGUUGAUUUCAUUUAGAUCUAUUUUUGUAUUGGGGUUGUGGUUCCAUUAAUAAGAAUACAGAGUAGACUAUGAAGAACAGUAAGAGUGCUAAAUGGGAAUAUGGUGAUAGAGGGGAUAAAACAUACAUUCACUCAUAUUGUACUUCUCACCCCUCCCCUUUAGUGACACAGUUUGCUUAGAAUAGUGCUUAAUAAUAAAAUGCUUUAUACUGCCAUAUGAUAGAGAAAUAACACAAGCAGGUCCAUUCCUUAGGUGUAUUGUGCACCAUGUUCCACACCUGCCAGUUAUCAUACUAGAUGAUUCUCUUAGUUUGAAGUACAUUCCUAGAGUUGGGUAGCAAGUAGGGAUAGGCACAUAUCCAGAUACCCACAGACACACUGCCUUUUUGAUUAGUUAACCUUCCACCCAUCGUCUCAGGAAAACUGAGAGGAAACUGAAACUUCAUGCCUUUUUUUCUAAACGGGUUGUUAUUAUUCAAAUACUCCACUUGAUGAGAAAGAAAUGUUGGAUUUUAAAGCUUGUUUUUUUUCCCAGCGACGUAAGGCUCACGGCUAGUGUUAGUUUCUCCAUGAAAUGGUGUGUCAGGAAACAGGGAGUGAUGUAUUUUCAGUAAAAAAAAAAGGGUAUUUGUGUGUUUUUUGACUGUGCAAAAAGGCUGCGUCUGUCAUCUGUACAACAAUAAAAUGUGUGGAAAUAUCCGAUACAGGUACAACAGAGACUGAUUCCAACUACCAAUGACAUGAUAUUUACAAGGUGUCGAUUACUGCCUGCAGUCUACCACCUCCCCUCCCAACGCCUCUGAUUCUGUAUCUCACUUGUUCAGUGCUACUGCCAUUAGUCAUGGACUUGACACAAGGGUUUUACUUCAAAGGAAUCCCUAUAACCGUCUUACAGUCAUAAAGGAGACAAGCCUUCAAAGUAACAAAAUAAGCAAUUUUCAACUACCAGGGACGCCUUCCAGUUAGCGGUGUUGUUCUCUUCAUUUCUUUCUUUCUUAUUAUUUUUCUAUCUCUUUUUCCUUUUAUGUAGACAGUUAUAUUUUUAUUUGAUUCAAACACUUUCAUUCCUCAAGCACUUUAAAUCCAAAUGUUACUUUUAAGUACCCUCAGAAACCAGAGCUUUAAUUAUUUAUGUUAGGAAUAACUGCUGGUUAAAAAAAAAACAAAGGAGUGCAUUGUGUAAGCAGUUUUUUUUUUGUUUGUCUGUUGUUUUGUGUUUUUUAAUUUCGUCUCAGCUUUUUGUGUAUGUGUUUUGAUUGUUUGAAUAUUACGUUUCUCACUUGAUUACAAGGAUAUGGUCUGGAAGAAGGCACUGAUCCAUGUGUAUUUUAUACACAGCUUACCAAACUGUUGAAUUUAAUUGCACUACUGGGUGAUCCAUUCUGUGGUAAUUUGACACUGUUCUUGAUCUGUGUAGUUUUUGUUUUUUUUUAUUGAUAAAAUGUUGUGAGAUUGAAAUUUUCUGUGGCAUUUGUGGCAUGCCAGACAUGUCUCCUCAUAUAAAUGAACUCUGAUAAGAAAAGAGACACAUUUCAAUCUAAUGCUGCUCCCUAGCACCUUCACAGGAUGUAAUUGGUUCAGUGUAUUUGUAAAUUAAUAUUCUGUUGAAGGGAAAUUUUGAGGAGGAACUUUGUUUUGUGACAAAAUCCAAACUUUUCUGACCAAAACUUAUCAGUCCUGAAUAAACUGGUGAAGGCUUAAUUGUUAAUGAAAAUCCUGAUAUGCUUUUGCCCCAGUGUACCUGCUUGUAGGUCUAGUUAAUAAUUAAAAUCAGUGCUGUAUGUGAACACCAACAGCAAAAACUACCCGUUGACUGUGUGCAAGAAAAUGCUACGUCAUUGUAAAUCUCGUACUGCAACUUUAUUUGGAAUUUAAUGAAUGUUGGCUCUUGUAUCUUUCUCUGUUGGAAAUUGUAACUCCUAAUUUUUUUUACAACCAACAUAGACCAUGUUCAGAUUUGUGUUUUUCCAUCUCACAUAAUAUUUUUCUUCUGUUGAUGAAGCAGCACUAAAGAAAAGGCAACAUGGAAGCAAUCAAGCAA